AACCAAUGACUUGGGGAUUCUUCAAAACUACCACCAACGACUCACCAAGGUAGAUCUCGAUGCAAGUCUGAGAACAUUACUCUGACAGCCCAAGAGGGGAUUCUAUUUUUCAGCCCUGUUGAAAAGGACAAAUUCUUACUUCUAUUCACCGUUUAGUCAAAGGAGAGUCCUCCGCAAAGUUUCACUUCAAAAUAGAGCUGUUGCUCAGCAGCUCACAGUCAUUUCUUGUCAACUUUUGUUCCAUUCAGAGACAAUUUGAUUGAGGUUACUGAAUGAAAUUCAAGGAAGAAAUCGACGUCCAGCUUCUGAAAUUGUUUUAACGUUGUUUUAUUGUGGUAGAGGAAGUUAAAUUGUCAGUUUUCGAUGUCAUUACAUCAAACAAUGGAUCGCUUCUUACGACGGCUAGCCCGCCAUGCUGCCCGCGGCGGUUCAGCCGCCGCUGCAUCGGCGUCCCACAGCUCUCCAGACAUGCAACCGCUCCCAACGCCUUCCGUCCAGUACCUCGCCGCCGCUGCAGCGAAUCAACCUCCAGUCAGUGACGCUCCUGCCGGCGUAGCGGGUGCACCAGGGAGCAAUAACGACUGGGAUAUGUCGACGCUAAACUCCAGCUUCGCGGAAAACUUCACCUUGUUCACGGACGGUGCGUCACAUGACCUCACGCCAACCCCAGACGGUCACGUGACAUCAGACGAAGCUUGGCCAGUGUCAUCGUUCGCGGUCAUCAAGGCUCUCGUCCUCAUCGUUAUCCUCGCCAUUCUCCUAGUCGUAAGCUGCAAAGUGACUAUGCAAUAUAUCAUAAAAUCAUCCAAACGAGAAAAGCGAUAAUGAGUGGUGUGACGCCAUUUUGUGUGUGGCUAAUUAUUGUACCACGAACACUAUUUCAAAGUAUUGGCGAAGAAGCCCAUUGGUACAAUGAAAAAUGUGUUGCUGCAGAUUCCAUGGUUGAGGCAAAGUCAGAAUUAUUAGAAAUGUUAGAGAGUAUUUGCAAUGAGAACAAUAUGUGUGAGAAUGCUUAGAAAAAUAUGAUACUUAACGCACAUGGUGCACUGGUGAUUUUACCUUCCAAAUCUAACACGUAGUGGUCUAAAAAUCAGAAAUUAUUGAUACGAUAGGCUAUAUUUCAUUUAUGGUUACCAAAUAUGAAAUAUGAUACGUACACGUAUAUUCCAUUUGGUAAUAAACCAUUCUAGAGUCUCAUUUGAGAACAUCCAAAAGAAAAAUUAUUAAAAGGUUGGUAAUUUGAUGCCUAUGUUAUUCUGAACACUCAAUGAUUUUAUAAGAACCGAACGCAGCUUACCAGUAUAGUUUAUGGCAUUGUACAGAUGAUUAGCACUGUCAUUCCUCCUUCAAAAAGCUAUAGCAUUUAUUUCUAUAGCAAAGAGAAAGUUUGCAACCGAAGUGGUAAAAGAUGCAAAGUGUAUCUUUCGUUCCUCUUCACACCCAGAAAUACCAGUUAGUUCCUCAAAAGUACGAUUUUGCUCGUUUUAGGGAACAUUUAUUUUUGCGUCCAAAAGGUACACAUUGACACCAUCCAUACAAAAUAAUGCAACACUUCGCUAACUUGCACUCUUAGGGAUACAAAAGGCAUCUGCACCCCAAGUUGAGGUAGCAGUAAAAGUUUGAAGGGUUUGAAAUGGCACAAUUUUUAUUUCUUAGUGUGUGCUUUGUCAUCGUUGUACAGUAAACUCUGGAUUUCCCAGUCUAAGUAUGCAUUUUCGUCGUGCAGUUAUUGUACUAUUUAUGAAUAAUUCAAAAUCCACCAUCUGAACGCCAAACAUUAAUGCGCCCUAAUAGGUGCAAGGUUAAACAUUUUAGGGUGCCUUUUAGGUACAAAAAAGUUCAUAAAUGCUCCUUUACAUUUAGGAUUUUAGAUCAGCACCAGUUUUACGUCGAAGGAAAGCUUCGUUAUAACUGUGACAAUUUUAUUGGUAUCUUUACAAAUAACAAAUUUAAGACCUAUAAAUCUUUUUCAUUCCUAAGCAUGGUGAGCCGAGAGGGUUCGGUCUUCUAUUUUAUCAAUCCUUAUGAACCGGUCGGUGUGGUGUGAGUUCAGUAUGGUUGAAAGGCAAACAUCGCAUACUCCAAUGACUUCUUCGCCUAUGAAUCUUUAUAUAAUUUUAUGUAAAUAGGAUUUGAUAUACAUUUGAAUUCCAUUGCCACCUAUGCAUAAAACUAGUUAUUUUGGUUAAGAUGGAACAGUUUACAGUGUAUAUAUUUUAUGCAGGAGACAUUAUUAUAUAUUCAUGCGCUACUGAACAUUAUAAUGAGAUUGUGGAGAUGGGGCAAGUCAAACAAGAUGUAAUGGGGGUAGAAAAAGCAACGCACAGACAUUCUUAUCUCACAUUUUGCUAGAAUCUUGGUGAGGAUGUAUACUUUUUUUCCUCAUCGGUAUUUUUAUAUAAAAAAAAACUGGUCCCGGUAACUCAAAGGCUAACGUUUAAUCGUUAAAUGAAAUGGCCUAUCAAGAUCAUCGUUACAUGCGCAUUUUGCUCAGUAGACUGACUAGCAUCCAAUCAGAAUUGUUCUUUCAAAUUGGCGAUUAAUCGGUAACCUUUGUGUUACGGGGCCGUGGGGUCCGUUGUAGAAAGAUCUGCAAUCAUACGCAAUUAACUCUAGAUAAUUAUCAUAUGUUACUUGAUUUUAACCAAUCAUCUGUGCGUAUUUGGGACUUAUGCUUGAAAUGGUUGCUUUGAGUAGCGUUAAUUGAACAAAACUAAACGUUCCCAACAUGCCCAAUGUGAUACUAGAAAGUUUUCGCGUUUACUACGGAGACACUCCCUACAAAGCAUCGAUUCCUUUGAAAACUACAUUUAAAAUCACAAUGGAGAGCUGAGAGGCUUUUGUCGAAAGUAGGUGGACUGGGAUAACAGAUCAUCCGAAGAUUUGCACCGGACGAACAAUUGCAAAUAAUUAUGUCGUUGCCCAGAGUCAAGGGAUUCCGAUGCUGUCCCGGUCCACCAACUUUCGGCAAAAGCCUCUUGGCUCUCCAUCAUCCCUUUCGGUCUACACACGAGAAUUUAUAGUCGUAUAGGCGGCUCUUUUGAGAUUUAGUAAAGAUUUGUCGGACGAUCAUCUUAAAGACGUGAAAACAAUCAUUCGUUGAAGAGAUGAUAGUUUUGUUUGUCCAAUGUCAAAUAUUGUCAAGCUCAAAAUUAAGUCAGGACCUAGUUUUUUUUUAUCAAUUCUCGAAUCAUUCAGAAACCAUAUAAUCUGAUAUUAUAUGUUCUUAUUGCGCAAAUGGAUUCUUAAUGAACGUGUAACGUAUUGGCCUUGCGGCUUCCUGGAUGAACGCCGUCCCAUGCCAGUAAUAAUAUCAAUCUUCUUGUACUCGUUCAUUUGCCGUAGGAAAGGUAAACGCCAUGAAACGAAGUAACCGCUCAUGUGUUGAGUAAGCCGAAAAGAAAUUCGUUGUUUACCUAGAUAACAGUGGUACUUUACUUGAAGAAGGAAUGAAAUUAAUGAUAUUCUUUGAAGCAAACUGUUGGGCGAUUGUCAAAAAAUUCCGAUUUGAAUUCUGGGGUUGGUCUGUAAUCUGUAAUCAGGUAUCAGUUGGACCGACAGCUAAAUACAGGAUUUCAUCUGAAAAACGACAUAAAUUCCUCACCAGAUAGUAUUUGUAUUUUGUGGACCGGUUAAUGUAAACUUCGCUUGAUUUUUAUUGAUUUAAAUUGUGUGUAUAUUGUGUGAAUUACAUAUUAUUUGAGCAAUAAGGGGAUCAACAUGUAUAGGCCUAUUUGCCAUUGGUAUUUUGAGGAUUAUCUAAAUAUGAAUUUAAUUUCAAAAUUAGUUUCAGCAUUUUGACAAUAAUUGUUUAUUUGUUAUCUUUCUCCGAAACACUUUUCCACACAUCUUAUAUAGUCCCUACAUCUUUUUCCUCCUCACUCGCUACCUGGAUAAUGAUUUUUGGCACGCACAAAGAACGCACAUCUUCUAUACGUAGGAAAAUUGUGCGCAUGGCCACUACAGAGAUAUUGAGGGUUAAAGCCCAAAGUAUGUUGCACUAUAUUACUUUCUGUUUAUAAGGAAAAAUGGGAGUAUGGUUUAGUAAGAAAUUCCAACCUAAAAUAUUUACGAAUGUGGUAUCAGUACGGUAAUGAAAUAGAAAUUACAGACCACCAUGUAGAUCGUAGUGACAUCUGGCCAUCAACUACGAUUAUUUUGAAGAGGAAUUGGCAUUUACUCCUACCCCAAAACUUGCAACAAACCCUGUUUUUUCGUUGUUUAGUAUCAUUCCGAACUUAAAUCAUAUAUUUUUAUUUUACUUGCUUGAACUUUCAUGUUUAAUCACAUUAAAAAAAAAAAAGUAGUCGCUGUCGGAUCGUAUGUAUAUGGCCUCUGACUUCAAGUCUAUGCAGGCGUUUACUCCACGUCCCUCCCCCUCCCCCCCCCCCCAUCUCUCUCUCUCUGUCUCUCUUUGUUCCCUAAAUUCUCGUCUUAUAAUUAUCUGAUUUACAGUAUAUUGAUUUUUUAUCCUUUAGUACAUUACUCUUUUGCAUUAUGAAAUGCAUUUGAGAUUUACGAUUGCGAUUAUAUUGUUUAUAUGUUGCGGUUUUGAAAAAGAUAUUAAUUCGUAGGUACAUUUUUAACGAUGAUUUUUAUAUAUAAUAUUGAAUUUGUACUGAGAAGUAUUUUACCUUUGUGGAUUUAUAUAUGAUUGUUUAAUUAAGUGGACAUUUUUUUAGUAAUAACGAACAAUAUUAGAAACUUUUCUUGAUUUUAAUAAAUGAAAAUAAUUUAUUUGAUAAAACCA
Molecule: messenger RNA, 4750 nt
Organism: Lytechinus pictus (painted urchin)
Lineage: Eukaryota; Metazoa; Echinodermata; Echinoidea; Temnopleuroida; Toxopneustidae
Exons: 1
Coding region: 364-825 (153 amino acids)
Source: RefSeq, a predicted model, not a curated record